This is a messenger RNA of Cuculus canorus (common cuckoo), 1839 nucleotides long. It is a transcript of the gene SLC25A11, whose product is annotated as solute carrier family 25 member 11. Gene Ontology annotation, molecular function: malate transmembrane transporter activity; sulfate transmembrane transporter activity; antiporter activity. Gene Ontology annotation, biological process: phosphate ion transmembrane transport; succinate transmembrane transport; oxaloacetate transport. The coding region runs from base 36 to 962 and encodes 308 amino acids. The record is from RefSeq and is a predicted model, not a curated record. Lineage: Eukaryota; Metazoa; Chordata; Aves; Cuculiformes; Cuculidae. The transcript is spliced from 8 exons.
UCCCCACCCUUAGCCCCUCCCCAUAUAUCGCGACAAUGGCGGCGACAUCGGCGCCCGAGAGGGCCAAGACCUCCCCCAAGUCCAUCAAAUUCCUCUUCGGAGGCCUGGCAGGGAUGGGCGCCACGGUGUUCGUGCAGCCUUUGGACCUGGUGAAGAACCGCAUGCAGUUGAGCGGGGAGGGGGCCAAGGGCCGCGAGUUCCCCACCAGCGCCCACGCCGCCGCCGCCAUCCUGCGCCGCGAGGGCCUGCGCGGCCUCUACACCGGGCUGUCGGCGGGGCUGCUGCGCCAGGCGACGUACACGACGACGCGGUUGGGCAUUUACAGCGUGCUGCUGGAGCGCCUCGGGGCGCCCGAUGGGACCCCCCCGCCUUUCGUGGCCAAAGCCGCCAUCGGAAUGACCGCCGGCGCCGCCGGCGCCUUCGUGGGGACCCCCGCCGAGGUCGCCCUCAUCCGCAUGACGGCCGACGGCAGGCUGCCCCCGGCCGAGCGGCGCGGGUACCGCAAUGUCUUCGAUGCGCUGGUGCGGAUGGCGAGGGAGGAGGGGAUCGGCACCCUCUGGAGGGGCUGCAUCCCCACCAUGGCUCGCGCCGUCGUCGUCAAUGCCGCCCAACUCGCCUCCUACUCCCAAUCCAAGCAAUUCCUCCUGGAUUCCGGCCGUUUCAAUGACGACAUCUUCUGCCACUUCUGCGCCAGUAUGAUCAGCGGUUUGGUCACCACCGCCGCCUCCAUGCCUGUCGACAUCGUUAAAACCCGGAUCCAGAACAUGAGGACGAUCGAUGGGAAACCGGAGUAUCGCAACGGGCUGGAUGUGCUGGUGAAGGUCGUGCGACUCGAGGGUUUCCUGAGCCUCUGGAAGGGUUUCACCCCCUAUUACGCCCGCCUGGGUCCCCACACCGUCCUCACCUUCAUCUUCCUCGAGCAGAUGAACAAAUGGUACCGGCGCCUCGUCCUUGGGGACUGAACGCUAUGGGGCAGCCCCACGGCGCUAUGGGGCAGCCCCACACCUCUGAGGGGCUCUACAGUGGCCCUGUGGGGGCUAUGGGGCAGCUCAGGGUCCUUAUAGGGCAGCCUUGGAGCCCCCUAUGAGGGCUGUAGAGCAGCCCCAUAGCAAUACGGGGCAGCCCCACGGCGCUAUGGGGCAGCUCAGGGUGCCUAUGGGGCAGCCUUGGGUCCCUAUGAGGGCUGGAGAGUGGUCCCACAUCUCUAUGGGGCAGCCCCACUUCUCUGUGGGGCAGCCUCACAUCUCUAUGGGGCAGCCCCACAGCUCUAUGGGGCAGCCGUGGGUCCCUAUGGGGCAGCCCUGAGUCGCUAUGGGGCUGUAGAGUGGCCCUAUGGGGCAGCCUUAGGUCCCUUAUGGGGCAGCCCAGGUGCCCUACAGGGGCUGUGGGGCAAUCCCACAUCUCUAUGGGGCAGCCCCACAGCUCUGUGGGGCAGCUGAGGUGCCCUAUGGGGCAGCCCCACAUCUCCAUGAGGCAACCCAGGGUUCUAUGGGGAAGCCUGAGGUGCCUAUGGGGCAGCCCCACCUCCCUAUGGGGCAGCCCAGGGUCCAUGCAAGGCCCAUAGGGUGGCCCCACAUUUCUAUGGGGCAGCCAUGGGUCCUUAUGGGGCCCUAUAGGGGGUUCUCACUGAUCUUAUGGGGCAGCCCCAUAGCUCUCGGGGGGCCUAUGGGGCAGCCCCAGGGCUCCAUAGGGGCCCUAUGGGGGCUCCGGGGCCUCUCUGCCCCACACAACCUCUGCCCCAUGGCGGGUUCCCCCCCCCGACACACACACACACACUCGCCAUGGGGCGCCCCACGGCACCCAGAGCUUCGUUACCGACUCCGUUAAUUAAAGCAGAAU